GCCAGCAGGAGAUUCCUUUAAACAAUGAUUCUUCUCCAGUCUUGUCCAGCUGCUGGCUGUAGUCCCAGCUUUGUAAAACGGAAAAGGGUAGUGGCCAUCAGACAUGAAAGCCCACGAUUCAAAGCAUUUUUUAAACAACUUUCUGCGUGGCCAGCACAGAUCUCAGGUAAGCUGAUCUUGAAUACUCAAGGAUCCUGGGAAGCUGUGUGCCCAUUGUCUAUGGCACGUUCCGGCCCUCUUUGACUGAGCUGGAUAGGAGAUACUUAUUUUGCCAUGAACUACAUCAUCCCAGGAUUCUGCUAUCUCUUGGUGUAUCUGCUGAGGAAGCACACAUUGAGUCAAGCUAUUCUUGAGCCUCCAUCUAUCUCAUUUUUAGCUGGCUACGACACUUUCCUCACUGGAGAACCAGUCCUUCUCAAAUGCAAGGCUCCAGAUAACAUAUCAGUUCAUGGGUACAUGUUCUACAGGAACGAGCAGGAGGUGCCGAACAUUGUGGAAUCACAUGGAAACAUUUUCCAUAUAAAUAUGGUGAACAUGGACAAGAGAGGAUCCUAUACCUGUAUAUAUUUGGUGUUGGACUCCAGAGGGCUUUGGAAAUCUAGGCAGAGUCCUCCUGUAUUUCUCUCUGUCUUAGAUCAGCCUUCCACGCCUAGAAUAUUACUCAACCCAAAACAGCAGCUUUACUUUGAGGGGGAGUCUGUAACUCUCUUGUGUGACCACCCACAUGCUAAUUCCCAGACUCGGUACAAUUUUUAUAAAGAUGGCACUGAAUUACUGAGCUAUAUUGAUGUAAUCCACUCUAAACUCCAAUUUUCAAGUCUGAGCACAAAGGAUUCUGGGACAUAUUCCUGCCAGUACUGGUUAUUGCCAAAUCAAAGAAAGGUCACUUCAUCAAGAAGCAAGGGAGAAGAGUUUGUUGUUACAGCUCUCUCUGCUGCUCCAACCCUGAAUUGUUUUCCAUCUUACUCAACAUUUAUUUUGGGAGAGACUGUUGUCUUGGAAUGCAUGGCUCCACCUCCAAUUAUUGUUACAUUGUAUCGAAUGUACAAGGAAGGAAAGGAAAUAAAUGAUUCUCCAAAUUCUCCCUCUGGGAAGCUUUCUCUCCAUAACGUCACUAAGGAAGACCAAGGCACAUAUACUUGCAUGUAUUGGAGUGCCAACAGCCUAAGAGAAAUACCAUCUACACAGAGUAGAACACGAGAGCUCCAUGUAAUAGCUCCGUUACUUCCACCUUUGCUGUCUUUAGACCCUCCGAAUGGUCGGGUUUGGGAUGGGGGAAAUGUGACCCUGAUCUGUACCAUACGUACUCCUGAGGAAAGCACCUUGUAUGAUUUUCACUUUCUGAAUGAAAAGCAGGAAAUGAGUGUGUUCGCAAACAAAACAGAGACGAGAAAGACUUUAACCAUUAUGGUUUGGAGACGUAAUAACACUUCUGAGUCCAAGUACUUUUGUCAGUACACCGCAAACAUCAAAGGGCGUUUGAUACUCUCACCGAAAAGUUCACAUGCUGAAAUAACUGUGACAACUGGUUCAGUGCUCUGGAUUAUCGUGGUUGGGAUUGUUGCUGGGAUUGUUGUACUGAUAAUAAUGAUUGUUCUUCUCUGCUGGGUUUUGACUGGCAGAAAAGGCUCAUCUAAAGAUGACACCGAGUCCAAACCUUCUUCUGAAGAUGCUGACAAGUUCACCUCCCUGAGAACUCAAGAUGAUUGCUGAAAUGAAUGGACUUCAACAAUUUGCAUGUUCAAAAAAUAAUGUCUGGACAUUGAAUAAAACAUUUGUUGAUUUUAAAAGUA
Molecule: messenger RNA, 1793 nt
Organism: Pelobates fuscus (common spadefoot toad)
Lineage: Eukaryota; Metazoa; Chordata; Amphibia; Anura; Pelobatidae
Product: immunoglobulin superfamily member 1-like
Exons: 9
Coding region: 274-1713 (479 amino acids)
Biological process (GO): cell surface receptor signaling pathway
Cellular component (GO): plasma membrane
Molecular function (GO): transmembrane signaling receptor activity
Source: RefSeq, a predicted model, not a curated record